This is a messenger RNA of Pyricularia grisea, 2654 nucleotides long. RefSeq lists its product as uncharacterized. Lineage: Eukaryota; Fungi; Ascomycota; Sordariomycetes; Magnaporthales; Pyriculariaceae. Bases 713 to 2038 code for a protein of 441 amino acids. The record is from RefSeq and is a predicted model, not a curated record. The transcript is spliced from 2 exons.
CCGCCGCGACAUGUGUUUCGUCGGUUGCUUUUCUCGUCCACGCCGUCGACAUUUCUUUCUUUUUCGGAGUCACCGCUUUCUCUUCUUAUUCCAUCUCUUCUACCUUCAACCAUCGUCAAUCGCUUGAUGGUUUUGGUGCUGCGCGAACGUCACUAAUUGUAGGAUUUCGCUGCUUGCUCUCCCUCUUGACACUCCGGAGAAAAGGUGUCUUCUCCAUUUUUUUUUUAACCAAGAAGGGACGCAAUCCGUGCAAUCCUCAAACCACGAAAGUUCGCGUCUGCCCGCCCCCCCAAAUCUCAACCACCUAAUCGACCUUCCCUCGACAAAACCCGUGUGGGACCAAAACCGAACCUCGAACAGUAGCCAAGAAAGAGGGAAAACAUACAAUAAAAACAAACCAAGAACCGAAGUUCGCCUCUCGGUUUCGCACACUUUUUGCUUGCUUUGCAACGCGAAAUAAAAAAUCUUACAGAGACGAUUAAAUAUUAAUUGGCAAUUUGCCUCGGCACCUGUCAGCAGGAGAAGAAAGUUUGCAUUCGCUUUUCCCACACCAAAGACUAUUGAACAACAAGCGAUUGUGAACGAGGAUUUUUACCACCCAAAGUCGUCGCACGCCACUUUGUGUUUACAUACAGAUCAAUCGCGAGCCGAGUCGACGACAGUAUAUCAUUAAGAAAAUUAUAAAAACAAACCCUUUCGGCAGAUCGUCACUAUGAGUGCAGCCAUCGCCAUGGCUCCCUCCCCUGCCCCCCAUGACAGGCCAUCUUUCCCCUCGGACCUGUCAUCGCCUUCCAACUCGCGUACCGCAUCCGCGGCCUCACAAAUGCCUCUUGCCGCCCCGAACAACGCGACGAGCACACAAAGGUCCGGAAGCGGAAGCCCUCGAGGCUCCAGGACGGCCAAUGGUCCCAAAUCAUCACCUCCUAGCGCGUCACGAAAUGGUGUCACCCCCAAGAUAGUGGUUAAGAAGGAACCCGGCUCGCCUGAGCACGCGCCUCGGAGGCGUCCUGGUAGAUUGGAUCUGUCCAAGGGCGGUUCCAACGCGGCUGGACCCAGCACCGCGCGCCCAUUGACAGCCAGGGAUGGGCUCGGAAUUCAAGAGGUUGGGUUGGCCUGUCUCUCUCCUGGAUUUGUCACGCAAGAUCCCGUCAUGAAGGAACAGCUUCAGCGCAGCAUGAGCGUGCGAGAGCAGCAGCGACACAUCAUCGAGGCCCGUCUCCAGCAGCAAUCGGCCAAGGGUGAUGGGCCAGACCACAGCAAGGACAAAGAUAGCGGUAACUUCGCGGCCAAAACUCCAGGCAUCUCAUCUCGAAGGAACAAGGCACCUCCGGGGCUCAGCAUCGUUGCCCCGUCUCACGAACAAUUUGCGCAUGAGCGUGUCAUCCAGUCUGCGCCGCUUGGCCAAACGUUUACAGGCAUGCACAAUUCGCAACCUCUAACCCGACACAUCACGAACCAACCGUCCAAGCUGUCGAACACGUCACACAUCCACCAUGUCCCGGCCACUCAGACAAACAACCGCUUGCCACCCAUAUCUGAUGUUUUCGGCCAAGGCUUAUCUGGCCACCCCGAAUCUGGCGGCCAUGCUGUGUUUGCUCAACAGAGCGCCGCCCGUGCUCCCCCCGCGUCCCCAGGACAUGCGCACAUUCAGCAAAUGCAACAAGCACAACACCAGCAGCCCCCGCACACGAGUAGGCCAAGAGAGUACAAGUCGGCCGAGGAGGCCCAGCAAGAGCUUGCUGGCGGCAGGCCUGAGCUUCUGCCCAAGAUUGUCCAUUAUGGAGGCCACCAGCCGCCGACCCCUCCUUCGCCACAGCCUGGUCAACAGAGAUCUUCGGCCGCGGAUCCAAGCCGAAGUGCCAGCCGGAGACGCACGCGCGCCGAGUACGAGGAUGGCGCCUCUCCGCCACUUGGUACCGGACGUGGACCACGCCGUAUGCCGUUUGGAGAGGGUCGCGACAGCCCGGAGUCUCAACGUGCCAAGAGGGAAGAGUUCUUACGUCUUUGCGAACGGGCAUGGGACCUGUUCCAUUCUUGAGUCAUAUAUGCGCACUAUUUUUCAGUAAGCUGCUUAGCUUUCUGUGUAUGGAUAUUUUGCCGGCGUUGUUGGCAGGUGAGGCUGCGCAUGUGGGUUUGGAGUCGACUCUGCCCACAUCUCACAACGAAUAACUUCUUUCUACGUCUCCCGGAUGGGGUCGAAAUUUUUUUUCUUUGGAUUUAUACUAUUCGUAUCUCUCGUUGAGUCCAUUAUUACGUUGGACAUACGCUAUUGGGGGCUGGUCAUCAGGGGAACGGUUUUGGACGGUAAUGUCUUCUGUGUACACUUUUUCCCCAGUACCUCGGGAAGCCACACAAGACAGGUGUGGUCUCUUGAGGACAAUUGGGGUUUAUAUUUGUUCCUUUUUUCGUUUUUUUUUUAUUUGUUCUCUUUUUUUUUCGCUGGUUUUAAGGCGCGAGUGGGUUGGAACAGGGCUAGUAUCGAUGAUAACCUUGCAAUACAGGAGAGGCCUCCUCGUUUGCAAUUUCCUUCUCUUUUUCCGAUAUCUAUUACAAUUUUAUGUCUAUUAUAUUGUCUUUACCUUGUUAGUUCUGAUAUCUCGUCGCUAGGACGGCUUAGCCACGAAAGGUUUAUGGAAAAUAUAAGAGGAAUUUUG